Messenger RNA from Oncorhynchus masou masou (cherry salmon), 3066 nucleotides. RefSeq lists its product as uncharacterized. NCBI's taxonomy places the organism in Eukaryota, Metazoa, Chordata, Actinopteri, Salmoniformes, Salmonidae. Bases 11 to 958 code for a protein of 315 amino acids. The transcript is spliced from 9 exons. The record is from RefSeq and is a predicted model, not a curated record.
AAGAGUGAAGAUGAAGGGCUAUAUUUUGCUGGGUUUAAUAUUUCUGCUCCCUGUCACAGUUAUUGGACAAUAUACGACACCAGAUUUGACAUUGUGUGUAGGAAUAAAGGACUUUGAAGUGUGCAGGACACAUUUACCACCUAAAUGCAGUGACAAGAGCAAAUGCUACUGUAAGGACAAUAAAGCAUUUUGUAGGUGUAACAACUACAUAAACACGUGGUACAUAGGGGAGAAUUGCGACUUUGAGUGGACCAUCUUGACUUUCGCCCUGGUAGCAACUCUACCAGGAUUGGCCCUGGCUGCUAUUGUUGGUGUGACGGUCCAGUGUGUCCAUUACUCAAGGAAACCAGCUGAGAAACAAAAGGAUCGGACAGAGGGUUACACAAAUAAUGCAAUGUCACCAACAACAUAUGAUAGAAAUAACCAAGAUGACAUGUUCACCAACACUGUGUUUGCCUCAGACAUGGCGAAUCGGCCAAAGCCCUCCAGUAUUCAGCCCACCCAGGAGAGGUUUCCCAUGGCCAACUUACCCAACAGCCCUUACAGCCCCCAACCAAACGGCAUGCAGCCCACUUUAGAUAGAUCGUCUUUGACAAACCUUACAAGCCAGCCGUACAGCCCUUCACCAAACAGUAUUCGACCCUCUUUAGAUAGAUCGUCUUUGGCCUAUCCUCCAAGCCAGCCAUACAACUAUGCUACAGGUAUGACACAGCCCCUGGGUAACCCCUAUCCCAAGUCUCCAUCGCCAAGGAACCCUUAUGAAGACAGAGCGCCACCUCCAGACCGUUAUGACGACCAGCAUAUGAGACCAACACAGCCCCCACCUGGAUACAACGGCAUGAUGAGAGAAGGCAUGUCUGGGUAUCCUGUACCCAGUUCACCUGCUCCCCUCUACUCAGCUCCGGAGUACAACCCCAGGUCCCAGUUUCCCAGAGCCCAGAUGGGGAGACUCUACUGAGGACAAACAGAGGGACCCUGGACUGAACUAGGAAGGAAGUGGAGCUCCACCAAUUUCACUAUUACAAUGACCAAAAUAGAAUUCAUAUCUAAUUUGAAACUUUCAUUUAGCAUAGUAAACAUUUUAAAUUUAAAGGCAAUGUUCCCACAUUCACAGAAAAAUUACCUUUAAAUGUUAAUCGCGCAAUAAGAUGGAUCUUCUGUGCUACGGAUUUAAUCUAGGCCUUAGUAAGAGGUUUGGGGUCAAUUCCAAUUUAAUUUGAAAUUCCAAUUAAAUUCUUGAAUUCACUCAUGAAGUGGAGAAUUUACAUUGAAUUCAAUUCCAAUUUCAACAAUCUUUCAAGUUAUGGAAUUUGACUGUUUGAGUUGGAAUUGUAAAAUAAAAACAAAUCUUUGGAAUUCAAUGUGUACAUUUCCCAGUUAAUUUAAUUAAUGCACAAGUAUCAAAAAUUGACUGCAGGAUUUGUUUUAAAUUAUUCCAGCUUGUAUUUCUAUAUUUCCAGUAUAGCUAGGCUGUCUGAAUGGUGACAUUAUCAGCCUGAAAGCCUGAUGGAAUUGAAUUCAAAUGAGAAUUUGUGGCAUUGUGGAUAAUAUGAAAUUGGUAAUUGAAUUCUUGGAAUAUACCUAACACUGGAUUGAGAGGAAUUGAAUUCUCUAAACUGACAUGGAAUUUGAAUUUGAUUACAUGGAAUUUACAGGGAGGGAAUUUAAUUUUAAUUUUGUGGAACUAACCCAAACCCUGCUAAGUAAUACCCUUUUUAGACUAGUCUGAUUUGUAACAAAUUAAUUAUAUAUAUUUCCACACAGUACCAGUCAAAAGUUUGGACACCUACUCAUUCAAGGGUUUUUCUUUAUUUUUUAAAAACUAUUUUCUACACAUAUGCUGAGCACUUGUUGGCUGCUUUUCCUUCACUCCAACUCAUCCCAAACCAUCUCAAUUGGGUUGAGGUCGGGUGAUUGUGGAGGUCAGGUCAGCUGACGCAGCACUCCAUCCCUCUCCUUCUUGGUCAAAUAGCCCUUACACAGCCUGGAAGUGUGUUGGGUCAUUGUCCUGUUGAAAACAAAUGAUAGUCCCACUAAGCGCAAACCAGAUGGGAUGCUGUAUCGUUGCAGAAUGCUGUGGUAGCCAUGCUGGUUAAGUGUACCUUGAAUUCAAAAUAAAUCACUGACAGUGUGACCAGCAAAGCACCAUCACACCUCCUCCUCAAUGCUUCACGGUGGGAACUACACUUGCGGAGAUCAUCUGUUCACCUACUCUGCAUCUCACAAAGACGACGGUUGGAACUAAAAAUCUUAAAUUUGGACUCAGACCAAAGGACAGAUUUCCACCAGCCUAAUGUCCAUUACUUGUGUUUCUUGGCCCAAGCAAGUCUCUUCUUCUUAUUGGUGUCCUUUAGUAGUGGUUUCUUUGCAGCAAUUCGACCAUGAAGGCCUGGUUCACUUAGUCUCCUCUGAACAUUUGAUGUUGAGAUGAGUCUGUUACUUGAACUCUGUUAAGCAUUUAUUUGGGCUGCCAUUUCUGAGGCUGGUAACUCUAAUGAACUUAUCCUCUGCAGCAGAGGUAACUCUGGGUCUUCCUUUCCUGUGGCUGUCCUCAUAAGAGCCAGUUUCAUCAUAGCGCUUGAUGGUUUUUGUGACUGCACUUAAAGAAAACUUUAGAAGUUCUUGAAGUUGUCCGGAUUGACUGUCUUAAAGUAAUGAUAGACUGUCAUUUCUCUUUGCUUAUUUGAACUGUUCUUGCCAUAAUAUUGUCUUGGUCUUUUACCAAAUAGGGCAAUAUUCUGUAUACCACCCCUACCUUGUCACAGCACAACUGAUUGGCUCAAAAGCAUUAAGGAAAGAAAUUCCACAAAUUAACUUUAAAAAAAGCAUACCUGUUAAUUGAAAUGCAUUCCAGGUGACUACAUCAUGAAGCUGGUUGAGAGAAUGCCAAAGCUGUCAUCAAAGUGGCUACUUUGAAGAAUCACAAAUUUAAAAUAUAUUUUGAUUUGUUUAACAGUUCUUUUGGUUACUACAUGAUUCCAAAUGUGUUAUUUCAUAGUGUUGAUGUCUUCACUAUUAUUCUACAAUGUAGAAAAUAGUAAAAAUAAAGAAAAACCAUUGAAUGAG